ACUCUGGACUUUGGGACAGUCCUUCAGCUCUCGAUGACGCACGCUCCUUCCGUGACUUUGGGACGUAGAAAAGGGUGAAAAUGUGCGGGGUGCAGCUGCUGCGGGUCUCGGUCCAUGAGCGGAUGAGCGCCGCCGCUGAAGACGUCCUGCUGCGGGUGGAAACAGGAGAAGAAGCGGCGCUGAGAGCGCUGCUCACCGAGCGGCUAACGGCGGCUGCGGAGGAGAUCGUCGGUCUGUUGGAGGAAACCGUGGCGGAGUACGAAGACAGAGUGGAGCGGUCAGAGCGGGAGAUCUGCCGCCAGAGGAGGCUGCUCGAAGCCGUGCUGAAGCCCCAAGUCCGGCUGCACAGAGCAGAUUUACCUUCAGGUGUCCAGUACGUGAUUGUUGUCAAAAAGGAGUCACAGGAGCAGAGCUGCAGUCAGAACCAGGAGGAGCCAGAGCCCCCACACAUUAAAGAGGAACAGGAGGAACCUUGGACCAGUCAAGAAGAUGAAGAGAAACCUCAGUCCUCACAGCUUCAUCAAACACAAACUGAGCAGAUGGAAACAGAAACUAAAGGAGAGGACUGUGGAGGACCAGAACCAGACAGGAACUUUGAUCCAGAUCCACAUUUACAACCUGAUUCAAGUCAACAGCUGGGAGACUCUUCUGAACCUGAGACUGAUGACAGUGCUGAUUGGAAGGAGACCGAAGAACCUCAGUCAGAUUUAAAGAGUUUGAAAAAAGAUGGCGGCUCUGUCGGAGAUUCCAGAUUGAAAGCUGGAAAGAAAUCUCUCAGCUGCUCAGUGUGUAAUAAACCUUUUACACACAGGGGGAGUUUAAACGUACACAUGAGAUACCACACAGGAGAGAAACCUUUCAGCUGCUCAGUUUGUAAGAAAGGUUUUGCACACAAGGGGCCUUUAAAGCUACACAUGAGAAUUCACACAGGAGAGAAACCUUUCAACUGCUCAGUUUGUAAGGACUCUUUUGCACAGAGUGGAAGUUUAAAGCGACACAUGAGACGCCACACAGGAGAGAAACCUUUCAACUGCUCAGUGUGUGGGAAAGGGUUCGUUCAUAGUGGGGAUCUGAGGAAACACAAGAAAGUUCACACAGGAGAGAAACCUUUCAGCUGCUCAGUUUGUAAGAGACCUUUUGCACAGACAGGGAGUUUAAAGGUUCACAUGAGACAACACACAGGAGAGAAACCUUACAGCUGCUCAGUUUGUCAGAAAGGUUUCAAACAGAUAACACAUUUAAAGUUACAUAUGAGACACCACCCAGGAGAGACACAUCAGUAACAGCUGCUCAGCCUGUAAGAAGUUUUUGAAACGUGUUUAAAUAACAAACAGGCAUUAUCUUUAUUAGACGCAAACAUAACAAUUCCAAGCAGCAUAUGUAGAUAAGACAAUGAAAAUAAAAUGAAUACAAUUUAUAAUUACACAAACAUACCAAAGAAUAUAUUUGGUAAAUAGUGCUCGUCUUUUUCUAUCUUUUUUAAGGAUUGAAGACGAUUUUCAAGUCAUUUUUAAAUUCCACAGAUGUUGGAGUAACUUUUAAUAAAUCUAUAUUUGUGUAAAUGAAAUUUACCCACAAUCAAAAUAUAAAACAUUUUAUUUUGUUUUCCAUGAUGUGAUAUGAUAUUAAUUUCCUUUUCGUUCAUUUUUUUUUUUACAAAUCAAAAGUUCAAACUUAUUUUAAUGAAAUAUUUGAUUGUAGAAGUGUAACAAUUACAACAGAUUAAUUUUAACAGUAGGAUAAAAUAAACACAUUCUUAAUAUAUGGAAGUUGUUGGUAUUUAAACUUCAGUUUUUCUGUUUCAUCAUCCUCUUCAUGUCGUGUUGGCAUGUUAAUCUCAGGUUCAUAUCUGAUCUAUGUUCUCGUUCUUGUGCCUUGUUUUUAAAUAAUUAUAUGCAAAUAAAUGUUGU
Messenger RNA from Centropristis striata (black sea bass), 1910 nucleotides. RefSeq names its product zinc finger protein 32-like. The transcript has 2 exons. The record is from RefSeq and is a predicted model, not a curated record. Bases 81 to 1283 code for a protein of 400 amino acids. Lineage: Eukaryota; Metazoa; Chordata; Actinopteri; Perciformes; Serranidae.